UAAUAAAAAAGAAAGGAAAACCCUCUAAACUCUCUCCCUCCUCCUACUUCUCUUGAAUCUCUUCAAUCAUUUUGCUCUCUUCACUAACACCCACCCAAUCAAUUGUUUCUCUCAGACCGUCCUUCUUCUUCUUCUUUUUUAUUUUUAUUUUUAUUUGUAAAAUCGACUUCAUUAAAUAUACAAUUUUUUUUGUGUGUAACGAAAUGAGCUUGAAACAUUUUUUUUUUGUUUGAGUUGUUAUUGGUUUCAAGUUGGAGUUUUAUCAUUCAAUCUUAACUCUUAUUUGUAUUACAUAAUUCUUUAUUUUUCUUAAAAAAAGAGAGGAAACUUUGGUGUAAAAAUAAUCAAAGUUUAUGCAUAUUGGUAAGGCUAACUUGGAUCAAAAUCUGGUUUUUUGUUAUGACACAUAGACAGAGAAUAGCUUAAGAGAUUUUUUUUUCUUUUUCUUUGCGUUAUGUUUCCAUCAACAAUGGGAGAAACAAAUGAGAACAUAAGAAUUAACAGCAGCAAAGAUAGGAACAAUCUUUCUUUGCAGAUGGAGAAAUACCCAAGGGACCUGUUACAAAGAUUCAUGUCAACUGAAACCCAAGCUUCAAUAACAAGUGAAAGAGAAGAAGAUGAAGCAGAAGAAGAAGUAGAGCUGAAUCUUGGGUUAUCAUUAGGAGGCAGAUUUGGGGUUGAUAAGAAUGCAAAGAAGUUGAUAAGGUCAUCAUCCAUUGCUAGUUCAAUGCCAACAUUUAGAGAAGAAGGUGCCAACAAUACUCCACCAACGAUUCCUUACCCAACACUGAUUAGAACCUCUUCUUUGCCCACCGAGACUGAAGAAGAGUGGAGGAAGAGAAAAAAAUUGCAAAGUCUAAGAAGAAUGGAAGCCAAGAGGAGAAGAAGUGAGAAGCAAAGGAGUUCGAGAGAGAAAAUGGAGGUGAAUUUGUUAGAGGAAGACAAGCAACCUGGAAGAGCCAAUAAUGUUGGGGUUGGACCACCAUUUGGAUUGCAGAGUCGGGCUGCAUCUGCAAGGCAGAUCACUUCACAAGGCUCUAUAGGAUCACUAGGAAGAAGCUCUUCUAGUAUGUCAGAAAUGGAAAAUAAAGCUCUUCAAGUCCCAUGCAUUGCAGGAGCAGGCAGUUGUGGUGAAGCGAGAAGCUCCGGUAGCACCCAGUCCUUGCAAGAUCAAGGUAGUCAAGAGGCUGCAUGUUCUUCAGGGAAAAAAAAAAGUGAAACCUGCUAUACUCCGGAACUUGAGGCCGAAACACUGAGUAAAACGGUUGAAAAUAAAGGGAAAGAACGAGGGAAUGCGAUGGAAGACAUGCCUUGCGUAUUCACCAAGGGAGAUGGUCCAAAUGGGAAAAGAAUAGAAGGCAUUCUAUAUAAGUAUGGUAAGGGAGAGGAAGUGAGGAUAAUGUGUGUGUGCCAUGGAAAUUUUCUAUCUCCAGCUGAGUUUGUUAAGCAUGCAGGUGGUGGUGAUGUCGAUCACCCUCUUAGACAUAUAGUUGUAAAUCCUAACUAUGCUUCAUUUUUCUAAUGGACUUUGAUGUCAUCCCUUCACAAAAUUGCCCAUUGGGAUGUGUUAUAGGGACAAAUUUGAAAGUGACAAUUUUUGGAAAACAUUCAUUUUCUAUUUGGAAUAUGUUAAGAAGUGAAAGUCUAAA
Gossypium arboreum is the source of this 1649-nucleotide messenger RNA. Its product is annotated as ninja-family protein AFP2-like. Bases 455 to 1522 code for a protein of 355 amino acids. Gene Ontology annotation, cellular component: nucleus. Gene Ontology annotation, biological process: negative regulation of DNA-templated transcription; response to abscisic acid; signal transduction. The transcript has 2 exons. The record is from RefSeq and is a predicted model, not a curated record. NCBI's taxonomy places the organism in Eukaryota, Viridiplantae, Streptophyta, Magnoliopsida, Malvales, Malvaceae.